Triplophysa dalaica is the source of this 2171-nucleotide messenger RNA. RefSeq names its product CD209 antigen-like protein C. The record is from RefSeq and is a predicted model, not a curated record. Gene Ontology annotation, molecular function: signaling receptor activity. NCBI's taxonomy places the organism in Eukaryota, Metazoa, Chordata, Actinopteri, Cypriniformes, Nemacheilidae. The transcript has 5 exons. The coding region runs from base 155 to 1273 and encodes 372 amino acids.
GAACCCAUGUGUCCUACGUCAUUGUCCUUUUCUCUAGCACAACCUUAUAAAAAGUAAGGCCCAUUAGUUUACUUCAGUUGAGCGUUUAAAGCUGAAUGACAUAGUGUACAAUAAGAACAAAUAACUUCAGAUCAGUUUGUAGUGAAGACUGAAUAUGUCUGAGAUUACCCUGGCAAAGUUCUCUGUUUGUGAGGAUAGGAAAAGUAUAAUUGAGUUUGGAACUUCAUGUGAAGAUGUCAUGACUAACAAAAACAGUGACAAACUGCACAAAGGUUGUAAAAUAACUUGGAACAGACGCUACAGAUGCUACAGAGUGGCUGCACAGUUUCUUGGACUGUUGUGUGUAGUACUGCUGGCAGCUAUCAUUAUGCUUUAUGUUGAAUACAAACGCAUACAAACCAAUUAUAACUACGUGAGUGACGAAAGAACUGAAUAUCUUCUAUCUAAUGCUCUUGCCACAGAUCAGCACCUAGUCAGGUUGAACAAUCUUAGCUUGGAGAAUGAGCAGUUGGAAAACAAUUACCGUUUAAUUCAGGUUAGCUACAGCAGUUGUGUUGAAGAGAGAGAUCUAUUACAGAACAUAACUGUCAACAUAACUGAAGGAAAAAAUCAGCUCCAAUCACUUAUCAGUAAUCUGGUCAAAGAUAAAGACAAGUUGCGGAUAUUUAGUAACAACCUGACCACAGAAAAAGAUCAAUCAGAAAGUAGAUAUAAGGCCAUGGCUGAGCACAGAGACCAAAUACAAUAUUGGUGUAACAACGUUACAGAUGAGAAAAAUUGGUUACAGACAGUUAACAGUCACCUAUCUGAAGAAAGAGAUAUGCUGACCAAAGAGAGAGAAAAGCUACAGUUGGAGAAAGGUGGACUUCAGAAAGCACUGUCUCAUUUUGGAUGGAAGUACUUCAAGUCUAGCACGUACUCCAUCUCUACUGUGAAGAUGAACUGGAGAGUUGGCAGACAGCAUUGCAUAAAGAGUGAAGCAGAUCUGGUAGUCAUAAACAGCAAAGAGGAAAUGAUUUUUGUUCACGGCUUGAUAAGUAACCUGGGAGCUUGGCUUGGACUCACUGACACAGUGAAUGAAGGGGUCUGGAAAUGGGUGGAUGGCAAAGGAUUGACCACAAGUUAUUGGAUGAAAGGACAGCCUAACAACGGCGGUAGGAAUGGAACUGAUGACUGUGGUGUUAUUGUUUUUGGAAAAGCUGUGCUGGAGAGCUGGAAUGACAGUCAAUGCAACUAUCUUUCCUAUGUGAUUUGUGAAAAAAGUCUGGCAUGAAUUUAGUGAAGUUUAUAAAUUAUUUAAUUGUAUUAUGCAAUUACAAUAACUUUUAUACACUUUUUAGUGUGGUUUACAGUAAAUACUGAACAACACAACUAGCAUUAACUAAUUUCUGAAUGUUGAUACAGUUUAACAACAGCUUAAUAACUGAAAAAUGAUGAAGCUUCUCCGUGGAGACUGUUGAUGUGUGAGAGGAGUGAUGGACAAUUUGCCAAUUGCUGUGUCCCAAUCUGCAUACUAUCCAUCCGAAAUAGUAUUCGAAAAUAGAAUUAGUAUGUCCCAAAUCACAGUUUGCUGAAAUGAGUAUUUAUCAAAGUACCAGGGUGGUCUACUGUUCCAGUGAAAAUCCGAAGUGUGAAUCUAUGGCUUCCCGCUGCAUUAAUGAAAUUAAAUAAAAGAGGCUUCGCUAAUUUAAUAGGCUGAAUGUAAGUAAACAGUAAACAUUACAUAUGAAAUAAUGAGUGAAUAAAUACUAAAAAUACAAAGAAGAUAUGUAUUUUGAUGUUCAUCACAGUUCAUGCUCACAGUGUUGUCUAGGCAACAGCGGCCACUUCCGUUUUGCGUUAGUAUGUCCCUGUGCUUGCAUACAGUUUUGCUACGCACUAAACUGUGCAUACUUUCUAUACCAUCUAACUCUUAAUGUUAUAUAAAUGUGUAUAAAAUUUGCAUGAUUAAUAGUUGGAUUAUUGUAUUUAUCAGAUCCUAUUAAAACAAUGAAUUAUUAUAAUGUUUAUGAAUAUGGUAUUCACACAAGAUUAACUUUUACAAACUUUUCAAUCUUUGAUUGUUUAUAGUCAUUAUGCAAUUGACUGACUAUUGCAAAAAUCAUGUCAUCUUGUUGUUGACCAUUGUUUUCCCAUGCAAGCAAUAAAGAGUUAUUUCAGAAAAACUUGAA